AUGUCGCGCUCACGGUCGACCGGUCGUGACGAUGGACUCGGCGCACCCAAAGAGCAACAACAGCAUCGCCGCGCCAGCAGCACUCCGGGCCCUCGCGAUGAUUUCCACGCUGGCUUCGUCAAGCGCCUGGCUGGCAUCCUGGACAACCACGGCAAAGCCAUCAAGAACAAUGCAAAUUUCCUAAGUGAAAUCUCAUCCACCCUCCGCAGCCAUUCAUACUCGCGUUUGCCUCGUCCUGCCAGCGAACCUGCUUUGAAGGUUCCCACUACACCCAUCGUUCAGCCUGCAACUCCCAACGACAGCGCUGUCGAGUCCAGCCCGGAGNUUCAUGCCCCUACGCCUCCUGAUACACCCACUGUCGAAGUGUCCGACUGGUCCCACCAGCCACCCAAGCCCAGCGAGGUCAAAUACCAAUACGAACAGCCUAAGGUCCCCAAAAUCAUCAUCAAGGACCACAGCAGUGCGACCUCAACCACCAUUAGCGCUCCUGUCGACGCCAUCAUGGACCUUUCCAUCUCUUCCACUGACGAUGCCAACGCUGUCGUUACCACUUCCGACAUGACUGCCAGCACUUCUGACAAACACAACAUGUCCCUGGUCCCUGUGAACAAGAACUCGGUCANNGACCUUCUAACACCCGCACCCCCCUCCUUCGAGGACCUCUCGUUCAACUUCGCCACCCCCAGAAUGGCUGCCGGCACUUCAACUGAACCCAGCUCAGUCGAGCAGACCACUGUUUCGGAGGAGGACAUCUCUCAGUGGUAUGCCUACCAUGCGGAUCGCGCAGCUAAGAGCUUGCGCUACGACUUGCGUGAAAUCGACCUGAAGAUGGAUCGCUUUGUCCGUCGUAUGAACGACCUCAACUCGCAGUGCUCGGCCCUCAACGAUCUCAUGUCGUCCAAUGCCUCGACCGCCCUCAACCCCAACACCCAGCAGCAUCGUCGUACUAGAAGUACACCAGCUGUUCAGGGCAACGACUACUACACCCGCAAGGAGAAGGAGAUUCGCGAUGACAUCAAGGAAGCCUUCCAGAGCCUUCGCUCGGCACUCACCUUCUACCGCAAGCAGCGUGUGGCUCCUCUUGAGCUCGUCAACUCCAAGGCUGACGUUGUUAUGCCGGGCUACUGGUCCUUGGAUGCUUACGGCAAACGUCGCGCUCUGUUCCACUUCUACAAUCGCAACAAGGACAUCUCCAGACCUGGUGAUCGUGCACGCUACCACGACGCCAUGGCUCUGCUGGACGCAUGCACAGCCAUGUCUUUGAACCAGGAAUUCGUCGACAAGAUCGACAGAUGGGAGAGCCAGAUUGGCGCCAUGAAGAUCCAGUCCGGCGCCGAUACGGUCAUUCCUUGA
Aureobasidium musti is the source of this 1353-nucleotide messenger RNA. Lineage: Eukaryota; Fungi; Ascomycota; Dothideomycetes; Dothideales; Saccotheciaceae. The record is from the annotation of a GenBank genome assembly.